This is a messenger RNA of Pochonia chlamydosporia 170, 255 nucleotides long. Its product is annotated as splicing factor 3B subunit 10 (SF3b10). Gene Ontology annotation, cellular component: U2 snRNP; precatalytic spliceosome. The coding region runs from base 1 to 255 and encodes 84 amino acids. The record is from RefSeq and is a predicted model, not a curated record. The transcript has 3 exons. NCBI's taxonomy places the organism in Eukaryota, Fungi, Ascomycota, Sordariomycetes, Hypocreales, Clavicipitaceae. Gene Ontology annotation, biological process: mRNA splicing, via spliceosome.
AUGGCCGACAAGCUUCGCACCCAACAAGAACUCGAGCGCCUGCAGGCCAAGUACGUCGGAACCGGCCACCCCGAUACCACGAGCUGGGAGUGGCGGACAAACAUCCAGCGCGACACAUAUGCCUCCAUCGCGGGCCACCGGCCGUUGCUAUCAUACGUGGCUCUCGCUGAGAAUGAGCCGCUUGUAAAGGUUCGCGCGAGGAUGAUCAGGAAAAUGAUACAGCCGGCCGGGCCACCUCCGCCCCGUGAGGAAUAG